AUGCGCCCCCGCGCCGCCCCCCGCGCCCCCGCCGGCGCCGCCGCCGCGCUCCGGCUCUGCAGCCUCCUGCUGCUGCUCGGGCCCGGGCACGCGUGCCCCGCGGGCUGCACCUGCACCGACCCGCACACUGUGGACUGCCGCGACCGCGGGCUGCCCAGCGUGCCCGACCCCUUCCCCCUGGACGUGCGCAAGCUCCUGGUGGCCGGUAACCGCAUCCAACACAUCCCCCAGGACUUCUUCAUUUUCUACGGCGACCUGGUCUACCUGGACUUCAGGAACAACUCGCUGCGCUCGCUGGAGGAGGGCACGUUCAGCGGCUCGGCCAAGCUCGCCUUCCUCGACCUCAGCUACAACAACCUGACCCACCUGGGCGCCGGCGCCUUCCGCUCCGCCGGGAGGCUGCUCAAGCUGAGCCUGGCCAACAACAACCUGGCGGGCGUGCACGAGGCCGCCUUCGAGACCCUGGAGUCGCUGCAGGUGCUGGAGCUCAACGACAACAACCUGCGCAGCCUCAACGUGGCCGCCCUGGCCGUGCUGCCCGCGCUGCGCACUCUGCGCCUGGAUGGGAACCCCUGGCUCUGCGACUGCGACUUCGCCCACCUCUUCUCCUGGAUCCAGGAGAAUGCGUCCAAGCUGCCCAAAGGCCUCGACGAGAUCCAGUGCUCCCUGCCCGUGGAGAACAGGAGGGUAUUCCUGCACGAGCUGUCGGAGGCCAGCUUCAGCGAGUGCAAGUUCAGCCUCUCACUCACAGACCUGUUCAUCAUCAUCUUCUCCGGCGUGGCCGUGUCCAUCGCUGCCAUCAUCUCCAGCUUCUUUCUGGCCACCGUGGUGCAAUGCUUCCAGAGGUGCACCCCCAACAAAGACCCCGAGGACGAAGAGGACGACGAGGAGGACUGAGCCACCCCCUCCCAUUCCUCGCUUUCCAGAACCCAAGCCAUCGGCUCCCCUCCAAGAAGAGAGGGACGUACUGAGAGGGGAGAAGAACCGGCCACCCACAGUGCCCAGAGCACAGAGCCGCACCUGCUCCAUGCCCUGCACCCCGGGCGUGCCUGCUGGGAGCUCCGAUCUCAGAGUUUGGAAUCCAGAGUGGAGCGGCCCAGGAAGGAUCCCUGGAGGAGAGCCGGCUCUCGGCGGGAGGGGUGUGUGGGGAGAAGAUGGCUGAGUCCCGCUUCCUAGCCGACAGGUGAAAACCAGCCCAGGGCACGUGCAGACCUCAGCUCGCCCACAAAGAUGAUUUUGUGCCGUCCGUUCUCUGACCUGUUCUGGGAGACCUGGCAGCAUCUCCUUCCUGCCAAGUGGCAGCAGCUCAGACAGCGGGGACUCGAGUGCGGGUCCCCCUCCCUGGAAGCAGGACUUCUGCUCCUCUGGAACAGGCUUCCGCAACCUUGGGAUGUUACGCAAAGAACAAACCCACGUCUGGCUAAAACGGCGCCGAGGAAGAAGCUAAGAAGUGGCCGAAGGACGUUUGCUGUUACAUGUUGGUGACAGAGUUGGGAAAACUUUCGUUGACAGAACUCAAACCCUGAUCCUUCUCCUAAUGGUGGCAACUCGUGGAGGAAGGAGGGGCGUUCUGUACAAUCCCGAUGCCGUCUGCUCUUCCCUCUGAGGGACAACCAAGUCACUUCCCCUCCCGUCCCGCAGCCCCUCACCUCCCACCCGUUCAGAGUCCCUCCUCAGCGACAUGAGGCCUGCUGUUCCCUGUGCUGGCACCGUUCCAGACGUGUCGUCUCCAGAACUUGCAGGAAACUUUCCUGGAGGCCAGGAUUCCAAAAAGCAGGUUGCGUCGGCCCACCAAAAUGUUAAAAAAAGAAAACAUACGAACUAGGACUUGGCCUCAGAGAACCCUCCAUCGGCGGCCUCGGGGGCUGUGUGACAUUUCUUUGGCGCACAGGCUGUGACAGGCAGUGUUUUCCAGGCUGUGGAAUGCAGCUCUUUGGUUCAGAGACAAUGUGAGACAAACAGUGUCGUGCACCCAGCGGGUUUAUGCAAGAUGGCAGGAGUUAGCCGCGUUGGACCUCGCUGGGGACUGAUGCCUAGACCAGGGGCUUGGGGGAGGCUCCUGGGAUAUUUCCGGGAAUCAACUCUCCAUCAUUUCUCGUAAUACAUCCCUUAUGUUUCCUUC
Molecule: messenger RNA, 2122 nt
Organism: Equus caballus (horse)
Lineage: Eukaryota; Metazoa; Chordata; Mammalia; Perissodactyla; Equidae
Gene: LRRC38
Product: leucine rich repeat containing 38
Cellular component (GO): extracellular matrix
Molecular function (GO): protein binding
Source: RefSeq, a predicted model, not a curated record